Molecule: messenger RNA, 2556 nt
Organism: Penicillium coprophilum
Lineage: Eukaryota; Fungi; Ascomycota; Eurotiomycetes; Eurotiales; Aspergillaceae
Product: SMEK family protein
Exons: 10
Coding region: 1-2556 (851 amino acids)
Biological process (GO): protein dephosphorylation; DNA damage response
Cellular component (GO): protein phosphatase 4 complex; nucleoplasm
Molecular function (GO): protein phosphatase activator activity
Source: RefSeq, a predicted model, not a curated record
AUGGCGCUGGAAGUACAGCCGCCCGACGGUCGCAAACGAGUGAAGGUCUAUGAACUAAAAGACAAUGAUUGGUUUGACCGAGGGACUGGCUUCUGCACGGGUCAGAUCUUAGGAGAGGAGCCUCGUAUAUUCGUCGAAUCUGAAGACCUACCAAAUCGCGUUCUACUCGAGACGCGGAUCACCAAGGACGAUGGCUAUCAAAAACAACAGGAGACUUUGAUUGUUUGGACGGAGCAGAAUGGCACGGAUAUGGCGCUGAGUUUCCAAGAGGCAGAAGGCUGUGCGGUCAUUUGGGACUUUGUCAAUGCCGUUCAACAACAUCUCUUGAGUCUUACUUCGGCUGAUGAUGCCUUGUCCGACGACCUUGAUAGCUACCAGUCCAUCGUACUACCGGCCCCCGAACUCGUAAAUCUCCCCGAAAUCGAACAGGUUGUCCGAGCUGCGAGCAUGACACAGGGCGGUCGAGAUGCGUUAUCCAAAUACAUCAUUCGCGACGAAUACAUCGCCAAAUUGGUGCCACUAGUGACAAUUGCCGAGGAUUUGGAGAGCUUGGUCGAUUUGCAUCGUUUGUGCAAUAUCAUGAAAUCUCUCAUUUUGCUUAAUGACAAUAGCAUCAUUGAAACCGUGGUCGCCGAUCAUGUCAUCCUCGGGGUGGUUGGGGCGCUAGAAUAUGACCCUGAAUUCCCCACACAUAAGGCAAACCACCGACAAUACCUCGCAGACAAAUCGCGAUAUAAGGAAGUCGUCCCGAUCAAGGAUCCGCUUAUUCGCCGCAAGAUUCGGAGUACAUGGAGGCUGCAAUAUCUUAAAGAUGUGGUGCUGGCUCGGAUUUUGGACGACCCGACAUUUUCGGUGCUCAAUUCUCUCAUAUUCUUCAAUCAAAUGGAGAUUGUGAAUCACAUCCAAGCAAAUGGGCCGUUCCUGCGAGACCUAUUUCAAGUCUUCGACCCGAGAAAUCCGGACCAAAGGCGCAAGGAUGACGCCGUGCAAUUUCUUCACCAGUGUGCUGGCAUCGCGAAGAACUUGCAGGCACCAUCGCGGGCCCAACUGUUCGCCAAUUUUAUUAGUCAUGGCUUGUUUGCAGUGAUAGCAUUUGCCGUCAAGCACUUGAAUCCAGCUAUGCGCACAACUGGAAUUGAUAUCCUAGUGGUUCUGUUGGAUCACGAUCCAGUCAUGAUGAGAGGUUAUAUGCUCAAGGCUGUCAACGAGAAAAAGACACCACUCACAGACACCUUGAUUGACCUUCUUCAUGUGGAGACCGACCUUGGUGUCAAAAACCAACUUGCUGAUGCUAUCAAGGUCCUCCUUGAUCCUCAGAUUCCUAUGCAGGAUCCGCUUGGUCGGGCUGGACCCGAUUACCUCAAAGUCCGCACUCACAACCUUCUCUCUGAUGCAUUUGUUCAGCAACAUUUUGAUGAGUCCUCCAAAAGGCUUUUCGAACCGCUUAAACAGCUUGCAAAUCGCACAGCUCUUAAUGAUUUGACAUUCCAAGAGGUCACCCUCUACUCGCAUCUUGUUGAUAUCCUCACCUUCUUCGUCCGCCAACAUCUUUUCCGCACACGUAACUCUAUCCAGAGUGAAUCCCUCGCGCCUCGCGUUGCACAGCUUUUGCGGGUACCCCAGAAACACCUCAAACUCGUCGCCCUCAAAUUCUUCCGCACCUUGAUCAGCCUCCAAGAUACCUUCUACCAAGCUCUGAUGACACACAAUAACACUUUUGAGUUGAUUCUCGACAUUGUUUAUGAGACAAUGCCGCGCGACAACCUGCUCAACUCGGCCUGUCUUGAACUCUUUGAAUUUAUCAAGCGGGAGAACAUCAAACCUUUCAUCCUUCAUGUGGUCGAAAAAUAUCGCGAGAAGCUCGAGAACAUUGUUUACGUUGAUACCUUCCAGAGUCUGAUUCUUCGAUACGACCAGAUGCAGGGAUACGGAGCGGAGGUCGACACGGCGCUUUUCAGUCAGGAUGACAGUAAUGCUCCGCGCAGAAUUCCCCUUAAUGGUCAGCGUUGGCAGGGAGCAAGAGAGAUGGACCCAGCAGAAGAAGAUUAUUUUAACACGUCCGACGACGAAGACGAGUGGACACAGGACCGUGCAGCCACUACUGAUGAAGCUUCAAGCGAACCCCUCUCUGCGGUCGUCAAACCAUUGGUUGACUACCCAGAUGACGACGAGGAGGACAUCAUGGAUACCAAACCGGAAGGAGCAGAACAACAGUCAGUGGCCAAGCGACUUGCAGAGAAGCGUCGCCGCGAAGAAGAGGACGAUGAUGAGCUUAGCAAGCUUACUGCGGGAUCGGGACCCAAACGAAGAAGUUCAACUAGCAGCAAUUCUGGCGCCUUCAUCAUCAACCGGAAAAACUCUGCCAGCUCAUUGACAGACAAGAAUGCCUCACCGGCUGCUCUUAAUAGGGUCACCAGCACCGCGCCCAAGAGAAUUGCCAUCAAUAUUGGAUUAACGGCCAAGCCCCUUUCAGAAACGGACAACCGCACAGAAGUGAUGAGCGAAAGCUAUGAGAAGGAGAACCGCGACGAUAGUCAGGGUAAUGAGGGUGGAUAA